AUGGCAAGUUCAUCAGCCUCGGGCAAUCCUCGAUUCCCAGUUCACGAAGGCAAGGGAAACGGUUCCAAUUGUGCACCUCCCAAUGCGUCAAAUUCGGUAUUUCCUUUAUCACUAGGCACUCUAACGAUGGGAACCGUAAAAAUUCUUUUCCAAUGUGAGGCCAGUCGAGCAUUCUCUCGACAACUAGAGAUUUCAGGUGCUGAAGCCUUCCGAGAGGGCCUCGUAAGUGGACACUCGACAGCUUGUGAUACGGUUCGCCAAACCAGCUCGGCAGUUCAAUUCCUUGAGAUUCUCGUGUGGACGAAGGCCCGCGAGGAUUUCCCCAUCGUUCGAUCUGUGCUCUUCCCACUCCAAUUCCAGCCUGUCGAUAAACGGCUUCUUGUGCAGCAUGGCUUCUUGAGCCUCGGCCAAAUUUGGUACAUACCGCAUUUUCCCGAGCUGCCCAACCCCACACCCUACGUCUUGUCCCACGGGAAAUACGGGCAGGCCUUGAAGAUCGACCAGUUUUCCAAACUCGGGUGGCAUUCGACUAAGCUGCCUCGUGUUCAGAUGAAGGUGCCUAAGGCUCACCAUGUUCUUCAUGCCGGCAGGCAGCUCAAGUGUUUCAAGUGGUCGAUAGAGUCGGGCAACUCGUCGAGUCCCGCGCGACUCAAGUCAAGUACCCUCAAGACUUUCAACCUCAGAAAGAAGUCGUACGGGACGUGUGUACCGGAAGUAGUGUUUCUCCCGCCAUGUAUCAUAACUCGAAAGGUUCGUAAAUUCUCGUACCAUAGGAGUGAUCCCGAGAGAAUCGCCAGCUGUCGGCAAGCCAACGAGAAAUGGCGCGUGUUUCUUGAAAUCGUGUCUGUGAGAAUGAGGUCGUCAUCAUCUUCGACGCGCAAACACGAGCGACACGACACGGCUUGGGCCAUCCAGUGGAUGGUGUCGUGCAUUGUGUAA
Striga asiatica is the source of this 939-nucleotide messenger RNA. Lineage: Eukaryota; Viridiplantae; Streptophyta; Magnoliopsida; Lamiales; Orobanchaceae. The record is from the annotation of a GenBank genome assembly.